GUCCUGAGCCAGGAAGGCUAGACUAUAAGGUAGACAGCACACGGAUGUGGACUUACUUUCAAAGCCCUACAAAGAAAAAGAAAAAAAGCCAUGUAAAACUCAGAACCAGGCUUCAGACGAAGAGCGUUUGAUAAGAUUGCAGGCUUGAGCAGCAUUAGAUGCAGUGAGAGAAAGGGGGCAGAAGAAGAAGAAGGAGAGGAGGAGAAGGAGGAGGAAGAAGAAGAGGAGGAGGAUGGAGAGAUCAGAAGCGGGUGAGAUGCUCCUGCGUAACGCGAGCGCUGUCUGUCCUUGAGCGCACAUGCAGGACGGAAACUAAACCGAAACAUUAAGCUGAACAAUAUUUAACACGCACACGCACGCACACACACACACACACACAUUUUAUAUGGAAGAGGAUUUGUGCUGCAGAUUUGCGCAGAGAAUUUGAGUGCUCCUGGGAAGGGAUUACGCAUUAUCUGAAGUUCAUCCCGAUGACAGAAGAAGAGAUGUCUUGCUUUCAAUACGAGCUCAAAUCGUGGAACAGAGCGCGCGUGCUCGGAGACAACGUCUCACAAGACAGAAAGUGAAAAUGAAGCAGCUCGAGCGCCGCUCGGAAAUCUGACGGACGUCAACAUCGGAAAUUUUACAGCAAGCCUUUCAAAGUAAAUGGACCGGCCUCACAUCCAGUUUCCAUCAACGGGACACCUUGUUCAGAGACGAGUAAAGUGCCGAGAGACAAGAUCCUGAGUUAGGAAAGCACAAUGCAUUUUUUUUAAUGACAUUCAAAUAUUUCAUGUUUAUUCUGGCUUCUGGAUAAAGCAUGAAUAAAGAAAACCAUAUGGACUUUACACAGGUGAAGAGAUGUCUUCACCAGCUGUCGGAUUUCUGAGCCAAAUUCCCAGGUUUAUAAAUUCAGAAGUAAACUUUUUAGAAGUGACUUUUCGAUCCUAAACCACAAGAACAGUCCAAACCCACUUUCCUUCGUUUUCUUAAACGAUAGACCUCGCUUAGAAAGAGAACAAGUGAAUACGCAGUGGAUGAUUGACCAGCGAAUCAACUAUGAAAACGUCUUGGUGUCGAUGCUGACAGGCUCCACCCCUUUCACUCGCUUGCCCCACCCCAAACUCCCGGUCCUAGUCCAUCCUAACGCUCCACACCAUGCUCCUCCUGAUCUGCCUGUUCCUGCACUGUGUGCUCACUUCUCUGGGCCAGUAUGACAUCUGUAAGUCGCUGGUGAGCACGGAUGAUGGGCCCACGUGGGAGUAUUAUGCAUGUCAGCCCCGACCCGCCACCAUGAAGGACUUCAUGCAGAUCCGAGUGGAGCCGCCGGACAUCACGUGCGGAGACCCACCUGAGCGCUUCUGCACCCUGGAAAAUCCGUACCUGUGUAGCGACGAAUGUGACGCAUCCACUCCGGACCUGGCCCACCCGCCUCAGCUGAUGCAGGACCGUGAACACACUGGCCUCAUCACCUACUGGCAAACGGUGACAUGGAGCCGCUUCCCAGAUCCGCUGCUGGCCAACAUCACACUGUCAUGGAACAAGAGCCUGGAGGUGACGGACGACAUCGAGAUCACCUUUGAGUAUGGCCGACCCACCAUCAUGGUGCUGGAGAAGUCGAUGGACAAAGGCCGAACCUGGCAUCCAUACCAGUACUAUGCUGACGACUGCAUGGAAGCGUUUGGUAUGCAGCCCAAGAGGGUGGAGAACCUUUCAGCAACCAAUGUGACUCGGGUCAUCUGCACCGAGCAGUACUCGCGCUGGGUGGGCUCCAAGAACGAGAAGAUUGUGCGCUUUGAGGUUCGGGAUCGCUUUGCCAUUUUUGCAGGGCCCAGGUUGCUCAAAAUGGACAACCUGUACACACGCAUGGAGAGCUUGAAAGGUUUGAGAGAUUUCUUCACGUUCACUGACUUGAAGCUACGGCUGCUGAGGCCUGCGCUUGGAGGAACGUACGUGCAGAGGGACAACCUGCUCAAGUACUUCUACGCCAUCUCUAAUAUUGAGGUCCUCGCCAGGUGUAAGUGUAACCUUCAUGCAGGACAGUGCACGUUCCGCGACGGCAGCCUCCAGUGUGACUGCGAGCACAACACCACGGGGCAAGACUGCGCUCGCUGCGAACGAGGCUUCAAGGCCAAGUCGUGGAAGCCCGGCUCGUACCUGCCUACUCCCAAUGGAUCACCCAACACCUGUGAGGCGGCAGGGACUCUCGGCAACUGUGAGUGCUAUGGUCACUCAAACCGCUGCAGCUAUAUUGACUUUAUCAACAUUGUAACUUGUGUAAGCUGCAAACACAACACUAGAGGGCAGAACUGCCAGCACUGUCGCCUUGGAUACUUCAGGAACGCUUCGGCCGAGCUGGAUGAUGAGAAUGUUUGUAUAGAGUGUAAUUGCAAUCAGCUGGGCUCUUUACAUGCUCGCUGCAACGAGACAGGUUUCUGCCAGUGUCGAGAAGGCACCACGGGCCAGAAGUGCGAAGACUGUCUGCCUGGAUACAACUGGAAACAAGGCUGUGUCCAGAACAUCUGCGAUGACGAGCUUCUGCUCUGUCUGAAUGGUGGGACGUGUGUCCAGAACCAGAAGUGCGUUUGUCCACCUGACUUCAAGGGCGUCCUGUGUGAGCAGGAGCGCUGCGAUGGUGAGAAAGUCUGCAACGGCGGUCCUGCCUGCUACCUCAGCUUCCUGACUGUGCUGCUCUGUUUCCUCGCCAACAGCGUCCUCAAAGCCAGUGCCUAGUGCUCUAGUGCUCGCCUCGGUCCUAAACCUCGGCCCUAGGCCUCAGUCCCGCUCUGUCAGCCUGCCUCGGACUGAACCAUGCGGACAGAGGAGGGGUCGCUGCAGCUCCUGUAGCCCUGAGCAGGCCUCAUGGUGCUGAGAUCUUCUGGGCCGGAGUAUGUUUUUAGGGCAGGGCGCAGUCCCAGGUUAUAAUCGCCUUCACACAGAUGAGAAGCUGCUUGCUCAUCUCCUUGCAUCCCUGAACGUCUGAGCAGAAAGAAGUAUGAACCAUGAGACAAAAUGAAAUAAGAAACAGUAAAUCACUCUAAAGAAAAGUGUAUAUAUCUCUCUAUAUAUACACACAUAUAUAUAUAGAAGAUGCAUAUAUAAUUAUUGUUUAUUUUUCUUUGUUUGUCACUCUUGUAGUUGUGAGUUGUCACUAAGCUCACUGAGAUUCAGGCACUGCACUUAUCUGGGGUUUCUGAACAGCGGUGUUUAUUACACAAGCCUUCUCAGGCCAAGGUUAUUUACACUUCUUCUGAAAAUUUCUUUCGAAAAUACUUUCCGCAUUUUCCUUUGGUGUCUGUUUUCACACAGCUGAACCUGAAUAGACAUGAUGGAAAGGUGUUGCGUGUUUGUGCUGCUAAAAGAGAGAAUAUCGGUGUAGUUCGAGAUGUUUAUGUAGGGAAUCCAGAAGGAGGUAAGUAUUAACAUAUACAAUAUGCCCGGAUUUGAAAAUCUUUUAUCUAUCUAUCUGAAAGAGAACGCAUCAAUUAUUGUAAAUGAAUUGAAUGUUCCUUCAUUAUUUUUUUGUAGAAAAUUAUUUUUCUUCCGAGUAAAUGUUAUAAAGAUAUAACAAAGCCUUUUAUUGCAGUUCAGACUGAAAUAAUCACAUCAGCACAUUUAUUUCAUAACAUAAUUCUUCUGAUGCUUUGGAAUGUUCCUCCACUUAUACCAUUAUAGCGUAUAUAGGGAAAUAAAGCUGAUUGGAUUAACAAGGUACCCAGCUUUAGCUCCGUUUAAGCCUCACACAUGGAGGCCAGCAUGCAUAGAUCAUGUACACCUGGUCCUCCUGAUAAACUUCCAAGAGUCGUCAUUAUUCAAUCCAGCCGUCAUUGAUUGAUUGGUCACAUCACUGCUGUAACCAUAGCUCAAAAGCCAAAAACAACAACCCGUAACCAACAACAUUAGAUUAUCUGACAAAUGAAUAACAGCAACAGCACAAUGAUAAGAUCAAAGCUGUGCUAUGAGUAAAGCGAUGAGACUGUUAGGUGAUUGAUUAGCUUGGUUGAGUAAAGGCCCUCAUUCUGUCGCCAUGUUUUUAACAUGACAUUAUAAACAGGACGUGUGAUACGGUUAUCAUCUCAGUCAACGUCAGUCUAUAUCACUGUGGUAACAAAAAUGGAUUCGAGUAUUACAAUGUGUUAGUGACACGUGCACCAAGUCGGGCUGCUGUAAAUGAAGGUAAACAGAAGUUGUUGUAUUUUCACACCUUUACAGGCUUUGCUUUUGGGCUUUCCUGAUCAUGAUGGAACAACUAGCUGACUGAAAGUGUACUGUCAGCAUUCCAAAGAAUAAAAUCUUGACAAUCAGAAAGCACACAUCAAGUGGUGAAUGUUCUUUCUUUUAAACCCUGACACAUUACAAACAGACCAUUCAUCUAUCUGUCAUUGUAAGCUAUGGAUUUGAUUUAUGA
Ictalurus punctatus (channel catfish) is the source of this 4387-nucleotide messenger RNA. RefSeq names its product netrin g2a (gene ntng2a). The transcript is spliced from 8 exons. The record is from RefSeq and is a predicted model, not a curated record. The coding region runs from base 1138 to 2712 and encodes 524 amino acids. NCBI's taxonomy places the organism in Eukaryota, Metazoa, Chordata, Actinopteri, Siluriformes, Ictaluridae.